UCAGUCACAAAAACAUGGCCGCCGCAUUUGCCGUGUCAAAAUUUGUACUUGGAAUUAUGGUGCAAAAUCUGUGAUAAUUAGCUGUUCUUCCAUAGUUCUCAGGAUGAGUUCUGAGGAUUUGGAAGGUUCUGUUGCUAGUGGAGGGGACUCUUCGACGUCCAGUGGUCUCGGUGCCUUCCAUUGUGAUGGGCUGAGAGCGUCCGAUGUUCUCCCUAUCCUGAGAGAGAAGAUUGCUUAUUGCUCAGGAGGGAGAGAUAAGCGAGGUGGCCCCAUCCUUACCUUCCCUUCCAGACCCAACCUGGAUAAAGUCAAACCGGAGGACCUGCGGCGAGUCGUCUACUACCUCAGCACAAUACCGAGUGAUGAGGCCAGGGACCUAGGCUUCACUGUCAUCAUUGACAUGAGAGGAUCCACCUGGAGUAACAUCAAACCAGUCCUCAAGGUCUUACAGGAAUGCAUACCUGACCACAUCCACAUAGUCCACAUCAUCAAGCCUGAGAAAUUCUGGCAGAAACACAGGACGAGUCUGGGCAGCUCCAAACUCAAGUUUGAAACCAGCAUGAUAUCCCAGGAAAGCUUGCACAAGGUCAUCGACCCCUCACAACUCACACCUGAACUGGACGGCACAUUAACCUACGAACACGAAGAGUGGAUCCAACUCAGAAUGGCCGUGGAGGAUUUCCUGACAAAGGCCUCGGAGCUCAUGCACCGCCAAGACCACCUGAAGCGGGACAUGAACUGCACUAACUUCUCCAUGACAAUACAGGGCGCUCAGCAGCAGAUUGAGGAGCACACGCACCUGCGGGAACAGGUGAUGGAGAUCCCCGUGGAGCAGAUCAACCAGGACGGACAGAAGCUUCUUAGGAGAAUUUGCAGUGGUUUCAACGGCGACGAGUCAACCACCACCGACUCGGGUUACUCAGGCAGCUCCCACGGCAGCUUCACCAGCAUGUCUAGCAUAGCGGCCAGCGCCGACUUCCAUGGUGUGGUACCCCGCGUCAAUCGCAUGAUGGACAGUGUGACGGCCACCAGGCAGCAGCUGCACCAACUCUGGCAGAUCAGGAAGAUGAAGCUGGAACAGUGUCUGGAACUCAGAUUGUUUGAACAAGAUGUUCAGAAGAUGUUUGAAUGGCUGGCCCAUCAAAAGGAACUGUUCCUUCUCAACCACACCGAGAUUGGCACCUUGUCAGAGACUGGGGAGGAGUUACAGGAAGAACACAACCGCUUUGCUACCCAAGCUAUGGGUAUGUACGUCCACAUCAACCAGAUUGUAGGAAUCGCCUCGCGCCUCAUGGAGUCCGGCCAUUACGCAGCUGAGCAGAUUGAACGGCUGACCCACAAGCUGGACCAGAAGUGGCGUGCGUUUGCCGUAGCCUUGGAUGAGAGGAGCACACUGCUGACUAUGUCUGUGGCUUUCCAUCAGAAAGUGGAAGAGUACAUGUCCAAUUUGUAUGGCUGGGCGGAGCAGUGCCAGGAGGAGGAGGAGAUACCGACGGAGAUACCAGAGCUGGAGACCAAACUCCAUCAUCACCAGAAACUCUUUGAGACCAUCAGCCAGUGCUACUCUGAUCUCUGUGCCGACGGCAAGUCGUUGCUGGACGCCUUACAGCAACCGCUCAGUCCCGAGAGCGAGAACUCCGUCACGGCUCAGACAGACUACUCGGCCUCGGCCAGUCACGUCUUGGAUCUGAUCCACAAGGUGCUUCACCACCACCGACAGCUGGAUGAACUGUGGCAGGCUAAGAAGAUGGCGCUGUACCAACGCAUCCAGCUAUGUGUGUUCCAGCAGGACGCGGCACAGGUGCUGUACUGGUUGGAGAAUUACGGGGAGGAGUUUUUGGCCAAGCACACCGGCGUCGGUAAGACGCUGCACAAAGCCCGAGCCUUGCAGAAGAAGCAUGAGGAAUUUGAAGCCAUUGCUCAGGUAAGUCAAUGGAUACCGUCUGACCUGUCCAUUGUGGACACUUGUACUAUCUGGCCGGCUUGUUAUGAUGUCAGUGUAUACAGGAAAACCUGUGUAUUGUGGCAACCUUUAUCGUGA
Molecule: messenger RNA, 2041 nt
Organism: Patiria miniata (bat star)
Lineage: Eukaryota; Metazoa; Echinodermata; Asteroidea; Valvatida; Asterinidae
Product: kalirin-like
Exons: 13
Coding region: 104-2041 (645 amino acids)
Biological process (GO): axon guidance
Cellular component (GO): cytoplasm
Molecular function (GO): guanyl-nucleotide exchange factor activity; protein binding
Source: RefSeq, a predicted model, not a curated record